Coregonus clupeaformis (lake whitefish) is the source of this 1626-nucleotide messenger RNA. Its product is annotated as 39S ribosomal protein L47, mitochondrial. Gene Ontology annotation, cellular component: mitochondrial ribosome; mitochondrial large ribosomal subunit. Gene Ontology annotation, biological process: mitochondrial translation. Gene Ontology annotation, molecular function: structural constituent of ribosome. Lineage: Eukaryota; Metazoa; Chordata; Actinopteri; Salmoniformes; Salmonidae. The record is from RefSeq and is a predicted model, not a curated record. Bases 105 to 881 code for a protein of 258 amino acids. The transcript is spliced from 8 exons.
CCGUUCUGUAAUAGGUCCGUGACUACAGUGUGAAGCCAAAACAGCCAUAUUUGCGAAGGGAAAAAAUAUGCGAAUAAGAUUUUAACAAAGGAAUUAUAGCAAAGAUGGCGGCGACCUCAGCAGGACGCGUUUUGACACUUUGCAGACAGUUUCAAAAAGCUUUUAGGAUAUCUACAUCGUUAGCCGCCCAACAGUCUGCUCUCACUUUGACCAAAUCUCAAUCUUAUCCUCAUAGGUUAACGUAUCCACUUUUGAGCUCAAAUUGGCACUGUCAUGUGGGCCUUGUUGGUCAGUUUCGGCCUCUGCAUACUACCAUCAGCAGAAGAGGACUUGAGGAGUUUUUCGACAUACCUGAAAAUUGGGGGGAGGCGACAGUGAAGUCAGGAGCACCAUGGACUGCCAAGCAACUAAGGUCGAAAAGUAAUGAAGAUUUACACAAGCUCUGGUAUGUGCUCCUGAAAGAGAAGAACAUGUUGCUUACCAUUGAGCAGGAGUCCAAAAGGCAAAGAAUUCAGAUGCCAAGUCCAGAGCGCCUAAAGAAGAUUGAAAGGUCCAUGAAGAGACUGGACACAGUGGUGAAGGAGAGAGAAGACGCCCUCCGCCUGCUCCAGACAGGCCAGGAGAGAGCAAGACCUGGGGCCUGGAGAAAGGACAUCUUUGGACGGGUCUACUGGUACCGGUUUAGAGAGCAUGCCCUUCCCUGGUACAUGAACAAUAGAUACAAACGCAAACGUUUCUACACACCCUUAUUUGUCACCCCCCAUAUGAGGCUUCGUCUAGAGAAACACCUCCGUGCUAAGACCAGAAUGCAGAACAAAGAGAGAGAAAAACAAGCCGCACUCCAGGAGAAGUUCCCCCAAAUGAAAGCUCAGUCAUCAUGAGACCUUCAUUGACCAAGAAACAUCAUUCUCCCUCCUGCAAUUCACAUUGGAGCAUGUGUCUGUAUCUAAAUGAAUUUACCCUGUUUUUUGCAUAAAUAUGUGUCAUCAGCUUUUAUUUAAUGUACUUUUUCAUGUUGGUAAACUGUGGCAUUUGUAUGUCUUCCUCUGUAUCAUGAUGCCUUGACAUUGAUUAUAUGGUUAUUCUUAUUAAAGUGAUAUACAGACACUGUUUGUGGCAUAUUUUAAACCACAGAAUUCCAAAUAUGUCCUUGAACAUAACUAAAAUUGUUCAAGUCGAAAGAUUGCUCCAACAAUAAAUUGUGGGUAAAUAAAUAUUCUAAUAUUAAUCAAUCUAACUUUUGAAAUGCUGUAAGCCCUUACCAGCCAUUGGCACUGCAGGUAUUCUGAACAGUGUCUAUGGUGAACAGGAUCUUUUUCAUAACUUUUUGACCGCUCAGACAAGUGUGACACAAACUAAUUAAGAAAGUGAACAUUGUCUAACAUCAAAGUUUGAGUUGUACAGCUUCAACACUUACCUACAUUACGCCAAGACAGAUCUUGAACUUCCAUUCCAUGAAUGGUCAAUGGUGAAACCCCUAUAAGCCAGUGAUAUAGAAAUGUAUUAGAAUAGGUUUGCUUUGGACUUCUUAUGAAAAUAAUUUAAUGUAUAAAAUGUAUUUGACAGGGACAAAUAACCAGCUGGCUUUGUGAUGUCACAAUGAUGUAAUAAAAACAGACAGUUAGA